GUCUUUUGACAUAAAUAUCGAUGGAUGCGAUCUUUCAUCGAACUCGACUGUCGAGAGAGAAGGUGCUGAUCUGUGUUGGACCAGAGAAUGUGGAAGGUUGUGUGGGCAGCACUGCUGCUUCUGGCCACUGUGUGUGCCCAGAGAGGCUAUGCCAAGGAGACCAAGGGAGCACAGAGCCUAGGUCAUGUGUCAGUGGUCAUAGUGGGAGGUACAGGUGACUUGGCUAAGAAGUACCUGUGGCAGGGCUUCUUCCAUCUGUACGCUAACCAGGUCAGUAGCGGCUACAGCUUCUCCUUUUAUGGCGGAGGCCUGUCGCCCAACGAUAAGGCCACGCCGAUCCUGUUUGAAGUGCUGAAGGGAGUGGUCUGUCCUCGGGAGUUGUCUGUGGAGCGCUGUGCCCUGGUGAAGGAGCAGUUCCUGAGGCUGGCUGAGUAUCGGCAGUUGAAUACUUCAGAGGACUACCAGGCCCUGGGCAAACACCUGACAGAGCAGCUGAGGCAGGAGGGCAUAGUGGAGGCCGGCAGGCUGUUCUACAUGUCCGUGCCAGCCUUCGCUUAUGCGGACAUUGCAGAAAAGAUCAACAACAGCUGCAGGCCGACUGACGGGGCGUGGUUGAGGGUGGUGCUGGAGAAGCCAUUUGGCCAUGAUUUCAGUAGCGCCCAACUCCUGUCCACUCAACUGGGUGCCUCCCUCAAAGACAACGAGAUGUACAGGAUCGACCACUAUUUAGGGAAGCAGGUUGUCUCUAAGAUUUUGCCAUUCAGAAGGGAGAACAGCAAGCAUCUGGAUCUUAUCUGGAACAAGCACCACAUUGAGAGAGUUGAGAUUGUACUGAAGGAGACCCUGGAUGCCAAAGGUCGCAUCUCCUUCUAUGAACAGUAUGGCGUGAUCAGGGACGUGAUACAGAACCACCUGACUGAGGUCAUGACCCUUCUGACCAUGGAGCUCCCAUCCAACCUGAGCAACACUAAGGAAGUCCUCAAGAACAAGCUGAAGAUCUUCAGUGCCUUGCAGCGCCUGGACAGGGACUGUGCUGCCAUUGGUCAGUACCAGGCCUACAAUGCAGAGUUACAGGAAGAACUGAGCAAAACAAGGGAACACUUCAGCCUCACCCCCACCUUCGCUGGUAUAAUGGUGCACAUUGACCUAGCCCAGUACGAAGGCAUGCCAGUCAUUCUGACCUCAGGGAAGAUGCUGGAUGAGCGCGUAGGCUACGCUCGCAUUCUGUUCAAGAAUGACAUCUUCUGUAUCCAGAGCCACAGCAGCGUCCACUGCAAGCCCAAGCAGAUUGUGUUCUACUUUGGCCACGGCACUCUGCAGUACCCAGCCAUUCUCGUGAGUAAGAACCUGUUCAAGCCAGACCUGAUGGACACUGAGUGGAAGGAGGUAACAGAACACAAAGAUGUCAGUGUAUUAGGUUUGCCCAUCUCAGACUACUACGUGCUGACGCCAACGGUGGAGAGGGAGGCUUACGCAGAACUCAUUUUGCACAUCUUCCAAGGCCGGAAGGACAGCUUUAUCAGUGCUGAGAACCUGCUGGCCUCCUGGAGUUUCUGGACACCUCUCCUGCAGAGCCUGGCCGACACCUUUCCCCGCCUGUAUCCCGGGGGAGCGGACAAUGGCAACAUGCUGGAUUUCAAACUGUUGGGACGGAAGGUGACCUUCGCCAAUGAGGCACUGGUCAUGGUCACCCAGGACCACAUGGGCGGGUCUGGGAGGGAGAGCUUCCAGGUGAUGCAGGGUAAGUACCGCAGCGCUGACAUGGUGUCUGCCUGGCCCGAGGAGCUCAUCGUGCGGCUGGCCGGAGACCUGCAGGUUGCAGCGGAGAACGCGGUAAGGGAGGGCGGACGCUUCCACCUCGCCCUCUCCGGGGGCUCCAGUCCCCUAGCUCUGUUUCAGAGGCUGGCCCGUCACCACUACUCCUUCCCCUGGAGGGACACCCACGUGUGGAUGGUGGACGAGCGAUGCGUGCCUCUCACAGAGUUGGACUCCAACUUCCGCACCCUGCACGACCACCUGCUCCAACACGUGAAGAUGUCCUACUUCAACAUCCACCCCAUGCCGGUGCAGAUGAACCAGCGGCUGUGUGUGGAGGAGGAUAGUGGAGCGCUGCUCUAUGAGAGCGACAUCACCCAGUUGGUUAAUGCUUCCAGCUUCCACUUUGUCCUGCUGGGAGUGGGCUACGACGGCCACACUGCCUCUCUGUUCCCAGGCAGCAAACUAGAUGCAAGUGGGAACAGUCUAGUAGCCUUCACCGAGAGCCCAGCCAAGCCUCACCAGCGUAUGAGCCUCACCCUCAAGGCUAUCAACCAGGCCCAGAAAGUAGGUGUGCUGGUGAUGGGUAAGAGCAAACAUGAGCUGGUCACUCAGCUCAGUCGAGUCAAGGACAACCCAAAACAUUGGCCCAUCACUGGGAUCCGGCCGACCAGUGGCAGGCUAGUAUGGUACAUAGACUAUGAUGCUCUUUUAGGAUAGGGGAUACUGUAGCAAUGAAAUUAUGUGGAUUCAAUUCAUGAUUUGGAUUAAAUUAAUGAUUUGCUGUAGUUUUACUCUUUUGCUGUAUUUUGACCAAGAAUGUAAAGUAAUGAUAAAGUUCUGUUGAUUCUGUGCACCUUACUUAAAGUUUAAGGUAGAUGUGGUAUAUAUUUUAUUUUUCAAUAUACAAGAUGUAGGGUUAAUGAGGUGUGUGUGUGAUGCACUCAUGUAUUUUAAAGAAGUAUGAGUUUUUUUUAUCUCAGGAAAGCAAAGUGGAUAUGGAAGUUUGUUGUUCAGAUAAUGAAUAAUUAUUAAAAGACUAACUAUAUUUCAUAUAGUUGUAAAAACAGUACAUUUUCUCAUAAAGAUACCUGUUCUCCACUGAACCAGCAUAUAAUAUGAUUGUUAAAAGGGGAUUUUGAACUGUGAAAGGCCAAUAAUUUAGGUAAAAAUGAAUGAUCAACAGAUAAUGUAGGCUAUAGCCAUGUAUUAUUGUAUUUGUGCCUCAAUGACAAAAGAAAUCAAACUGCAUAAUCAAAUCAAAUCAAAUGUAUUUAUAUAGCCCUUCUUACAUCAGCUGAUAUCUCAAAGUGCUGUACAGAAACCCAGCCUAAAACCCCAAACAGCAAACAAUGCAGGUGUAGAAGCACGGUGGCUAGGAAAAACUCCCUAGAAAGGCCAAAACCUGUACUGUCCAGUACGUUCAAUUACCACAAAGCACAUUCUGAUCCAUUGCUGCUUUUGUUUUAAUCAGUGCUCGUGAAUUCAAAAAACUAAAAUGAUGAUCAAAUUGUAUUACUUGUUAUCUAUGUAAAAUGUCCACAGCCUUUGACCCGAAUGGGUGCCAGCACAGUAUUUCCUAAUACUUCCUCUUUUAAUGUGACAAAGUGAAAUGGUGCUUGUAUGUGGUUUUAGAAGAUGUGACCUUCCAAAUACUUUUUUAAAUAGAUUUAAAACAGGUUGAUGAAGGUUGGUCGAACCUCUUCACUACGUUUACCUUAAUUAAGGUCUGGAAGCUUCACGUAUACAUUUAAGGUCAUUUCCGAUUGAGCUGACAUAUGUAGCAUUCACCGUGAAUGCAGUCUCAGUGAUCCCGGGAACUUUGCCUUUUUAUCAUCAUCUAUUGAGUUAUAAUGCAGAUCUUCUGCGAUACGGAUGGAAUCCAGCCCUAUUUAUACAAAGAGGUGUAUGUUUAAUAUACUUAUGGUGCUUGUGAAAAGGAUUCAAUUAGGUUUCAAUUUGAUGUUUGUAGAUACAAGGUUCUAUCUGACAUUUUGGUUAAAAAAAUUGUUAGUCACAUAUAAUUUAUCUUUAGAUGGUUCUUCAUGUGCCUGUGAAGUUCGAUUUUUGAAAAAGUUAAGUUAAAAUUGUUUUUAUAUAUAUACAGUACCAGUCAGAAGUUUGGACAUUCCAGGUUUUGUAUUUAUUUGUACUAUUUUCUACAUUGUAGAAUAAUAGUGAAGACGUCAAAACUAUGAAAUAACACAUAUGGAAUCAUGUUGUAACCAAAAAAGUAUUAAACAAAGCUUCUUCAAAGUAGCCAGCCACCCUUUGCAUUGAUGACAGCUUUGCACACCCUUGGCAUUCUCUCAACCAGCUUCAUGAGGUAGUCAUCUGGAAUGUAUUUCAGUUAACAGGUGUGCCUUGUUAAAAAUGUAUUUGUGGAAUUUCUUUCCUUCUUAAUGCGUUUGAGCCAAUCAGUUGUGUUGUGACAAGGUAGGGGUGGAAUACAGAAGAUAGCCCUAUUUGGUAAAAGUACAUAUUAUGGCAAGAAUAGCUCAAAUAAGCAAAGAGAAACGACAGUCCAUCAUUACUUUCAGACAUGAAGGUCAGUCUAUCUGGAAAAUUUCAAGAACUUUGAAAGUUUCUUGAAGUGCAGUCGCAAAAACCUUCAAGCGCUGUGAUGAAACUGGCUCUCAUGAGGACCGCCACAGGAAAGGAAGACCCAGAGUUACCUCUGCUGCAGAGGAUAAGUUCAUUAGAGUUACCAGCCUCAGAAAUUGUAGCGCAAAUAAAUUCUUCACAGAGUUCAAGUAACAAACACAUCUCAACAUCAACUGUUCAGAGUAUACUGCAUGAAUCAGGCCUUCAUGGUCAUAUUUAUGCAAAACAAAACACUACUAAAGGACACCAAUAAUAAGAAGAGACUUGUUUGGGCCAAGAAACAUGAGCAAUGGACAUUAGACCGGUGGAAAUCUGUCCUUUGGUCUCAUCAAUCUUAAUUUGAGAUUUUUGUUUCGAACCGCUGUGUCUUUCUGAGACACAGAGUAGGUGCACGGAUGAUCUCUGCAUGUGUGGUUCCCACCAUGAAGCAUGGAGGAGGAGGUGUGAUGGUGUGGGGGUGCUUUGCUGGUGACACUGUCAGUGAUUUAUUUAGAAUUCAAGCCACACUUAACCAGCAUGGCUACCACAGCAUUCUGCAGCGAUACGCCAUCCCAUCUGAAUUGCGCUUAGUGGGACUAUCAUUUGCUUUUCAACAGGAUACUGAGCCAAAACACAGAGACAAACACAUCUCCGGGCUGUGUAAGGGCUAUUUGAUCAAGAAGGAGAGUGAUGGAGUGCUGCAUCAAAUGACCUGGCCUCCAAAAUCACCCGACCUCAACCCAAUUGAGAUGGUUUGUGAUGAGUUGGACCGCAGAGUGAAGGAAAAGCAGCCAACAAGUGAUCAGCAUAUGUGGGAACUCCUUCAAGACUGUUGGAAAGGCAUUCCAGGUAAAGCUGGUGGAGAGAAUGCCAAGACUGUGCAAGCUGUCAUCAAGGCAAAGGGUGGCUACUUUGAAGAAUCUAAAAUCUAAAAUAUAUUUUGAUUUGUUUUAACACUUUUUUGGUUACGACAUGAUUCCAUAUGUGUUAUUUCAUAGUUUUGAUGUCUUCACUAGUAUGUAGAAAAUAGUAAAAAUAUAGAAAAACCCUUGAAGGAGUAGGUGUGUCCACACUUUUGACUGGUACUGUACAUAUAAGUUCUAUCUGCAUAAACCCAUUUGAACUUGGCACUAAGGUUCUUUCUGCAAUCCAAUCACAAACCUGAACAAAUACAGACAGACCAAUCAGACCACGUCUUUGACAUUUCCCUCUAAGUAUGGUCUAGCCAGCAAUAACGGCACGGCAGCAAAAAACAAACCUGUCAGUAAUCAUUAAGUCAUUUAUCUAAUCAUAAUACCUGUCGUAAUGUAUUUGGUGAUGUCUUCUGAGUCUAUCAUUUACGUAUUCAAAUAGCUACAGUUAGAACCUUAUAGUCCCAUUGUCUCAAAAUGUUGUAGCACUUAAUUAUUCUCAAUGUUGUAAGUUAGUUGUCACCAACUGGUUAAUCGCUUUCCCCAAGCGGAUCUCCAAGGCAUUCCUAGUUGACCACUAAACACUUCUGUGAGGUGCCGCUUUUGUCUGACAAGUAUUUUUCGUUGCUCAUACAGGAGUAAUAAUUUGUUGAAAAAAAAAAUCUUAUCAGGGGGUACUGCAGCAUCCUCAGCACCCGUACUUCCCGUGGCUAUGUAUAGACCUACCACUGGCCAAUCAGAUAGCUCAGAUCACCAGUUCUGCACAGCUUCCUCAAGCCUAGACUGCAAAAAGAAGCCUUGAACACACAGCAAAGUUGAUACUGAGAUUUCAAAAACUAUGACUAGAGAGAGACUCAAUGAAUACACCAAAAAGCUUCUGAUUUGACAAGUAAGUUCGUGUUUAAGUUGUUAUUCAGCACUGUCAACACUUUGUUCAACACUUUUAUAAGCCAUAAAAUGUGCAUUCUCCCUACUUCCACUCACGCUACAUCAGCACUGCAGCUGGAAUGAAUGAGUAGCAAAGUGUAUCGAUAAACAUCCGUUGUUAUUAGUGGCUUAUCUUUUUUAAUAUCGAGAAAUAUUUCACUUUCUCUGGACAAUGUCAUAGGAGUAACAACAUGAAUUGGUGCAUGAGGCAGAAAUAAUGAAGUGCUACUUGAGUUUCGCCAUCGGCUGGAAGGCUGUCUCCUUUUCUCAGCGGAGGGAGGGAGAGUGGAGGGAUGGUUGGUCAGGUGAGACAGCCUACCUGCUGCUCCAUCCCACCCCUCAGAUUGAGUAAAAAAAAGUUUUAAAAGUUAAAAAAAAAAAGCUUAUUAUUAUGCUCCAUCGUCUGUGCCUCACAAGUAAUACAACAAAUGAUCUAUUACUAGUGUGAUCAUAUACUAUUUUUUCAAUGUCAUUUUAAAAUGGUCUGAGAAGAACAACAUUGGCAGGGCAAAUUCAAGCAGAGCCAAUAUGCAGUGAUAAUGUAUUCGGCCUAUAGCCUACUGCACAAACCUCAUUGCUGCAUAACUUUUUAAAAUUGGUUAAUGUUGAUCUCGGCUUGCAUUUUGACUCAGAAAGUGAUCUUGACUCAGAAAAGGUUGGUGACCACUGUUGUAAGUGAAAGUGUGGUUUGUUCCAUAUCACUUGAGGUUCAAAAAGGCUAUGAAUGAAGGAUUCGCUAAUGUUAUUAUUUUUUUUUACAUCUGGGGACCGAACACCACUUUUCUAUAUACUGUACACAAAUGGAAUUACUGUAACAUGUAGUCACUUUUUAAACACAAGGAAAUAAACUACAGCUUUCACA
Molecule: messenger RNA, 7038 nt
Organism: Oncorhynchus nerka (sockeye salmon)
Lineage: Eukaryota; Metazoa; Chordata; Actinopteri; Salmoniformes; Salmonidae
Gene: h6pd
Product: hexose-6-phosphate dehydrogenase (glucose 1-dehydrogenase)
Exons: 5
Coding region: 88-2475 (795 amino acids)
Biological process (GO): glucose metabolic process; pentose-phosphate shunt; pentose-phosphate shunt, oxidative branch
Cellular component (GO): endoplasmic reticulum
Molecular function (GO): NADP binding; glucose-6-phosphate dehydrogenase activity; 6-phosphogluconolactonase activity
Source: RefSeq, a predicted model, not a curated record